AUGGCCACCUGGAAAGGUUCAACCACGUCGCCGUGGUACACUAUACCCGCUCGAGAAAUCGUCAGUGUGGAACAUCCAUGCGUGGUGAAAAACGUUGAUCAGGCCAUUGGAACUCUUCAACGCGGCCCUGGGAUAGCAGAGAUCCUGGACCCAACACGACCCCAUGCUGCUGCGACCUUAUCCCUGAAUCCAGACGAUGGCAUGAGCAGACCGCUAUUUUCAACAUCUAAACCCGCCAAUAAUAUGCUGCUCAGGGUCUCAGUUCCAAAAAGAACUGGGCGCAAACGGAAACGUGGAUCUCAGGAUCCAUAUGUUGACGAUGCUCGUUCUACCUCGACCAUUUCGUCGUCGGAUUCAGGGAGCUUAGAUGCUAAGCAAUUACUACGUCGUCUGAGGGAUAACGCCGGCCGUUAUGAUGUUGAGGUCGUUGGACGAAUUGACAGGAUGCAUGUUUUCAGGGACCCAGGUGUCCCGGAUUUCGUAUAUUCUACCACAGCAAGCCCGUUUAUGACCAAAUUUCGUGAGAAUAUCAUGCCAUUUGAAUAUGAGAAACUGAAGGAAUUCGACCUUGACAUGAGCAAAGGCGCUACAUCAAACGUUGAUAUAGUUCCGCCACCAUCCUUCAGCCUGGUUGAGAUGCCGUUCAAGUAUACUUACCGCCAAAACCCUUCUGUAAAACAAGCAUUAAAUCCCUCUGGGGAAACAAUGACUAUUAAUACCCAACAAAUAACCAAAGUUUUUACUCAUCUUGUGCCAUGCGAUGUACCCUCUGUUCCUACAGAACCGAACGACAAACUGCCGCCUAUCGACACAUUGGACGCGGCGCUGAAGAAGACAAUUGGUAUCCUCCAAAAGCUCUUCGACGACAGGCCAGCCUGGACUCGUCGCGGUCUACGCAACCAUCUCACCACCAACGACCAAAAGUACACCCUCCGCACGGCCGUUCCCUACGUAGGGUAUAUAUUUCGCUCCGGGCCAUGGCGGGAUGCCAUCCUCAAAUUCGGCUAUGACCCCCGUACUACGCCAGACUCACGAAUCUACCAAACACUAAUGUUUCGCAUCCCUCCCAGCACAGAAGAAACCGAAAUUGACCCAUCCCUCACAAGCAACAUGGCAUCGACCAGCACAACCACCCCACUCUCUGGCCGACGCUACACAGCUCCUCGCCCUUCCCAGGUCCUAGGCGAUGCAAACGUCGGAAAUACAUCGCACGUAUUCACCGGUCACCCGCCGCUUGCGCGCGACGGCAAAACGUGGAUGAUAUGCGACAUCCACGAUGCCACCGUCACCCAGCAACUGUCGCCUCUCAAUCCCGACGCUCCACCCCCUCGGCCGGUCUGCGACAUCUAUUCCGCAGGUUGGUACGGGAACGUGCUGUUAGCCACGGCGCGCGCCAUCAUGCGUGCCAAGAUCCAGCAUAUGCUCGAACAUAAGGCCGCUUAUCCGGACGACACCGAGUUCCUGGCCUUGUUCAAUUUUCCUACGCAUGUAGAGACCGAAGAUGACAUCUCGAGGGUGGCCGUCGAUUCGAGUGAGGUGGGAGGUAAGUGUGUACAGUUGGCGAGUGAAAUUCGUGGGACGCUAAGAAGUGCUCCCGGGCGAAGAAAUGCGAAUCGUGGUGAAGGGACCAGGGAUACAGAGGUAGGUAAAAGCGGCCGGAAGAGGGUGAGAUGGGAGGACGAGGAAGAGGAGGAAGAAGGUGAAGAGGGAGAGGAAGCAGAAGAAGUCAGGCAGCUCGAGGAAGAAGAGCGAGAAGACGAGGGCGAGGAGGACGAUGAAUCCGAGGCAAUAGGAGAAUAA
This is a messenger RNA of Coccidioides posadasii C735 delta SOWgp, 1800 nucleotides long. The record is from RefSeq and is a predicted model, not a curated record. NCBI's taxonomy places the organism in Eukaryota, Fungi, Ascomycota, Eurotiomycetes, Onygenales, Onygenaceae.